Messenger RNA from Plasmodium yoelii, 5550 nucleotides. RefSeq names its product conserved Plasmodium protein, unknown function. The record is from RefSeq and is a predicted model, not a curated record. The coding region runs from base 1 to 5550 and encodes 1849 amino acids. NCBI's taxonomy places the organism in Eukaryota, Apicomplexa, Aconoidasida, Haemosporida, Plasmodiidae. The transcript is spliced from 2 exons.
AUGGAAAUAUUUACUGGCAUACUAAUAGUGUUGGUACUAUUUUUUAUAUAUGAUUACAAUUUUUGUUCAAAAGCAUUGAUAUUUUAUAUAGGUGAUAAAUCUUUAAACAUUUUAAAAAAAUGUAGUAGCAUUGAACGAACAUAUAGAAGUACUGUUUAUUUGGUUUAUCCAUUUUUACAGGAUAUUUUUAUACAUGUAUUUUAUUUUUAUUUAGAAAAAAAAAAAGAAUAUUUAAGUUAUUUAAUUUCUGAAAAUUCAAAAAUAAAAAAGAAAAUAAAUAAGAAUGAUGAAGAAAAUGAAGAAAUGUUUGUCCAAAUAUAUAUAAUAAUAAAAAAAUGGAUAUAUUUCAACAUUUUGAAACUAUUUUUUUUUAUAAUUGAAUAUUUAAAUAUAUAUGAAAAUAUAAAUUUACAGGGUUAUAUAAAUACAAGAGAAGUACUAAAUAAUAAUAACUUUGGAGUAGUAAUACUUGAUUAUUAUUUACCAAAUGCUACUAUAAAAAAAAAAAAAAAAAAUAAUAAUAAUAAAAAAGAAAACCAAAUAAAUUUAUCUAAUCAUAAUGAAAAUUAUAUAAUAGAUUUAUACGAUUUAAUAAAUAUUAAACAAGAACAAAAAAUCAAAUUAAUUUUAAUUGAUAAGAAAUGGAAACAAAUAUUAAAUAUAAAAAAUGUAGAAUCUCAUGAUGUUCAUUAUUUAUAUAUACAAGAUAGUGUAAUAAUACAAUAUGUUCAAUUUUUAAGAAUCUUUAAAAAUAAAAUUUUGAACACAUCUAGCAAUAUAUCUCCAAAUUAUAAAGAUGUUGAAAUUUUAUCAAAUAUAUUAUUUUCAUCUACAGAAUCAGAAAAUGAAAUAACAAAUAAAAUGGUGAACUAUUGUUUAAAGAAGGAGGAACAGCAACAUGGGGUACAAACAGAAAACCAUCAUGACAAGAAAAAUGUAGAAACGCAUUUAAAUCAAAAAAGGGCCGAAAAAAGGGCCGAAAAAAAUGAUGGAAAAAAUGAUGGAAAAAAGGCCGAAAAAAAAGAACAAAAUGAUGAGAUAAAUAAUUCUAAAAAUCCAGAAAAAAAUACAGAAACCAAAUUAAGAGACAAGUUAUACGAAAAUUUAAAAAAAUGUGAAUAUAAAAACAUAAAGGGCAUAAUUAUUAUCGUCCCAGAAAUGUUUUAUAACUAUGUAAAUGUUAAAGAGAUGCAAAAUAAUAUACCAAUUUAUUAUCUUCUGACAAAAAAUGUAAAAAUAGACACGUUUACUGUUAUAGCUAAAUUAUUAGGAUAUAUAUGUGUUCAUGUACAUAUUAAUAUUAAUUUUGGAUUAUCGAUUCCAUAUCUUUUUAAUUCUAAAAAUAUAAAUAUGUUAGAUAUAUUAUAUAAUUUUAAUAUCGAUCAAAAUUUAUUUAUUAGAGAUUAUAUAUUUCCUGAUUUUAACUAUCUAAACAAAACCGAAAAAUAUAACAAAAAUAAUCCAAAAUUUAUGGGAAAUAAUCCAAAUUUUAUGGGAAAUAAUCCAAAAUUUAUGGGAAAUAAUCCAAAAUUUAUGGGAAAUAAUCCAAAAUUUAUGGGAAAUAAUCCAAAAUUUAUGGGAAAUAACCCAAAAUUUAUGGGAAAUAACCCAAAAUUUGUGGGAAAUAACCCCAAAUUUGUGGGAAAUAAUAAUUUUUUAAAAAAAAAAAAAAAAAAAAAUAUAAAUUCACCAUUAUUUUCAUGCCCAUUCUCAUUUUUUACUGACAAUUAUAAUGACAUUAAUAUUUCCAUGUCACAUUUUAAAAGUAUUUUUAAAAAUUAUAAUUUUAUUUUUCUUAGUUUUAAUGAUGGAACAAAUAUAUUAUUAAAUUAUUUUUUGGAAAAAUUAUUAAAAAAAAAAAUAAAUAAAAAUACAACUAAACAUACAAAACAUCAUUUUAAUUUUCAUAAUAUUAAUCCAUAUAAUUAUCAAGUUAAUCAAUUUUAUAAAAAUAAAUUUAAAGAUACUAAAAAUUCUGUAAAUAAUAUUACAUAUAUAGAUCAUAAACAAAAUGUGAAUGAAAAAAUAAAUAGUCAAAAUAAAAGUGAUGAAGAAAAAGAUACUGUUAAUAGGCAACAUAAUAAAAAUAUUAUGAGUUUAUUUUUUAAAGAUAAAAAUAAAUGUGAUAAUAAUAGUAAAUAUGAAAAUGAGAUGAAUUCAGAAUGUAAUAUAAAAAAUAAAAAUGCUAAAGAUUUUUUUAAAAAUAUAAAAAAAUGGAAAAUUGAUAAAUUUAUUUAUGGAAUAAAAGGAAAAGGACAUAUUCCAAUAGAAUCUGUUAUAAAUGAUGAUAAAUCAGAUUUUGAAAAAAAUAAACAAAAUAAUAUUAUUUUAAAAGAUGUUACAUCUGAUGAACAAGCCACUAAUUAUAUUUCUGUUGGAAUCGAAUCAGAUAAUUCGAUUGGAAAAUUGGAAAAUAUAGAUGUAGAAAAAGAAGAAGAUAAUGGAAUACAAAUAAAUCCGGAAACAUUAUAUGAAAAUCUUGAAUGGAAUGAUGAAGAAAAAAUAGAAUCUGAUGGAGAUAUCGAAACAGAAUCAGAAUCAAAAUCAAAAUUAAAUACAACAAAUAAUGAAAUAAAAAUAGACAAUAAUAUAGUAGAUGCAUCUAUAGAAGGUGAAACUCCUUCAAACACUCAAUCAAAAUUAGAAACAGAAAUUGAAGAAGAAAUCGAAACUGAAAUAGAAGCACAAGUAGAAAAAGAACGAAAAAAAAAAUACAGUUUUAAAUAUAAUCAAAAAUUAAAUAAUAAACAUAAAAAAAAAUCUAAAGAAAAAAAAAAUAAAAUAAAUAAAAUAUAUAAAUUAAAAAGUUCAAAUGAUAAACUAAAAAAAAAUAUAAAAAUUAAUUAUUUUUUAAAUCAAUCAAAAAUUAGUAUCUUUGAUAAAGAACACAAUUCUGAUAAAACUCAUGAUUUUGAAUUGUCCGACAUAAGCAAAAUGCACGAAAAUGAUGUAAGCGAUACAAACGAUGUAAAUUGUAUAAAUGCAUCUGGCAAAGUGCGUGAGAGUGGUCUAGAUGCAUCUGGCAAAGUGCGUGAGAGUGGUAUAGAUGCAUCUGGAAAAAUGGGUUCCCCCCAUUUUGAGCAAAAUGAAAGUAAAAUGAGUAAUGGUUAUAUAGUUACAGAUAUAAAUGAUAAAACAAAUUUAAAUUCAAAAGAAAUUUAUAAAAGGAACAGCUCAAAUAAUAGCAAAAAUAAUUAUAGAAAUGAUAGUUUGUCACGAAAAAGUAGAUAUAGGAGUAUAAGCGACAAAUCUUACGACAUAAAUGAAACAUUUUUUAGAAAAGGGAAUGAAAAUGGAAUGGAAAACGGAAUGGGAAAUGAAAACGGAAUGGGAAAUGAAAACGGAAUGGGAAAUGAAAACGGAAUGGGAAAUGAAAACGGAAUGGGAAAUGAAAACGGAAUGGAAAAUGGAAUGGAAAAUGAAAACGAAAACGAAGUGGAGGAAUAUGUUGCCAAGAAUAACAAUGAAGAUGAUUUAAAAAGCAUAAUGACAGAAAAUGCAAUAAAUGAUGGGAUACCAGAAAAUAUAUCAAGAAUGUCUCAAAAAUUUCGAUAUAGUUUUUUUAAAAUAAAAAAUAAAUUUAAAUCAAAUUUAAAUAUAUCAGAUAAUAGUAAAAAAGAUAUAGAAAAAGAUAAAAUCAUAAAAAAUUCAUUUUUAAAUAUAAAAAAUUCAAGACUAACUGAAGAAGAAAAUAAAAGUUAUUCAGAAGAAGGUUCUACAGAUGAAGAAGAAUAUGGAAAAAAAAAUAAAGAAAAAAAAAAUUUUCCAAAAAAAAUAUGUAUAUUAAUUAACUUCUCAUAUAAUAAUAUGUUUGAUAUAUUUAAUUAUCCUGAUAUUUUCUUAUCAGAAAAUAAAAAUAUUAAAUUUUCAAUAAUUCAUAAAAUAAUACAUUCAGUAAAUAUUUUUUUCAAUUCUUUUUCAAUUUUAAUAAAAAAAAAAUAUUUUUUUUUAUGUACAGAUAAAUUAGAAAAAUAUUUAAAAGAUACAUUAUUUUAUAAUUAUGAUUAUGAUUUAUUUCGAAAAAAUAAAGAAAUGAAAAUACACACUUCUAUUAUUAAUAUUAUCAAUAAUGCUCAUCUUAUAAACUUUCAAAAAAAUGCAAAAAAAAAUACAAAAAAAUAUAACUAUUUGUCUACUUUUCAAAAUGUUUCGAAAGAAAUUGAUCAAGAAAAAUGUAUCUCCAACUUAAAAAACGAUAAUAAUAAUAAUGAUAAUAGUGAUAAUAAUGAUAAUAAUAAUAGUGAUCGUAAUAAUAGUGAUAAUAAUAGUGAUCGUAAUAAUAGUGAUAGUUAUUAUCAACAAAAAUAUUCCGAUGUUAUAGAAAAUGAAAUGAAUAAUAAAAAGAACCACAUCUUAAAAGGAUCAAAUUUAUAUGACAGUACCAAAAGCACAUGUGCUGGUGGCAAAACAAUUUUGAAUAACCUUGGUUCUAAAAGAAAACUAAUUAGUAAUACAAACAGACCGAAUAUGGAAAAUAAUCUAACGAGCAAAUUAAGCAAUGCUCACAAUGCUGAUGAUGCUGAUGAUGCUGAUGAUGCUGAUGAUAGUGAUAAUGACAAUGAUAAUGACAAUGAUAAUGACAAUGACCAUGAUAAUGACCAUGAUGUAUGUAUAAAAAAAGAUAAUCACAAUAAAAGUUCAAAUAUUGUGACUAAAAUGGAGGAAAAAUAUACAAAUAAAACAAAUUUAUUAAUACAUAAAAAAAAAGAUUCAAAUUAUAAGAAUUUGUAUGAACAUAAUAAUAUUCACAAAUGCUUUGAUAAAAAUAAUAAAUAUAGGACUAAAGAAAAUAUAGUAUAUAAUAAUAAUUUACAAGAAUGUGAAAAUAAUUCAAAUAUAAAAAAAAAAAUGAAUAUAUUACAUAAUAAAGAAAAAAAUAAAAACUGGAAUAAAUCUAUAGAAUAUUAUCAAAAUUUUAAAGAAGAUGUAAUGUCUUAUUUUUGUACAAAAGAAUUAUACGAAAGAUGGCGUUUUUUUUUUGUUAACACAUUAUAUUUAACACCUCAAGAUAAUUUUUUAUUUAAUUUAGUAUUUAUAUAUAAUGUAUAUAAUUAUUUAAUAUAUUUAUAUGCAUGUUUUUAUUUUACUGAAAAUAAAUAUCAUGAUUUUUGUUCAAAUCAAAAAUUUUAUGUAUUUAUUAAUAAAAUAAAUGAGAUAAAAAAUAAAAAAGAUGAACAAAAUUUAUGUAGCGAAUAUAUCAAGGGAUAUAAUCGAAAUAGUUCAGAAAUUAUACCCAAUUUUCUUCAUUAUAAAGAUUAUAAAUUAAUAAAAGUUUUUUAUUAUAUAUCUCAAAAUGCUAGUAAUGAAUUUAUUUCUAAAAAUAUUAAAAACUUUGAUUUUCCUAUUUUUUUUAUAUUCUCAUCAGAUUAUAAAAAUUUUAAUUUCAAUCAUUUUGAUAUUUUCAAAAUCUCAAAAAAUAAUAAUAUUAUUUAUUUAUUAUAUAAAAGAGGAAAUCAGGGAUACUUCUUUUCUGGAUUCAAACCUUAUAUAUGGAUACAUAAAAUUUUGUUUGGAUUAACUGAAUCUUUAUUUUUAUCUUCUUUAGGCUAA